This is a messenger RNA of Schistocerca nitens (vagrant locust), 877 nucleotides long. Its product is annotated as glutathione S-transferase D5-like. Gene Ontology annotation, molecular function: glutathione transferase activity. The transcript has 6 exons. The coding region runs from base 137 to 787 and encodes 216 amino acids. The record is from RefSeq and is a predicted model, not a curated record. NCBI's taxonomy places the organism in Eukaryota, Metazoa, Arthropoda, Insecta, Orthoptera, Acrididae. Gene Ontology annotation, biological process: glutathione metabolic process.
CCAGCAGUGACUCACCGGAUGUCAACGCAACUCUUCAGAUAUAAAACGAACGUCGGUGUCUGAGUCGCUUACAGAUCUCGCAGAGAGCAGUGGAAGUACGACAGAAUUUUCCUUCCAGUUUCAUUUGAACAUUACAAUGGCUCCGCCUACACUCUACAUUCACAUGAUGAGCCCUCCAUGUCGAUUUGUUCGUCUGGUAGUGGCCAUCGUUGAGUUGGAGGUGAAUGUAGUGGUCCUGAAGGAGCUUAGCAAGGAAAUGCAGACGCCUGAGAUGCUGGAGAAAUUCCCCCAGCAUCAAGUCCCAGCAUUGGAUGACAACGGCCUGUACAUUUCCGAAAGUCGUGCCAUCGCCAUGUACCUCGUCUCCAAGUAUGCAAAAGAUGACUCUCUCUACCCUAAGGACGUGAGCAAACGUGCUCUCGUUGACCAAAGGCUGUUUUUUGACCAGGAUCUAUACGCCAGAUUUUUGAAAGUAUUCCUGCCAAAAUUUCAUGGCAAAGAAGUAGAAGCCAGUGACAUCGAAAAAGCGAAGGAUGGUCUGGAGACUCUGAACAGAAUGCUGGACGGUAAACAGUGGCUGGCUGGAGACAGCGUCACCCUCGCAGACUACUGUGUUGCCAAUUCUGUAACGUCGCUAGAGUUAAAUCCAGAAUCCGGACUUGAUCCAAACAAAUACUCUAAUAUCAAGCAGUGGCUUAGUCGUCUUGAAAGUUCUAACAGUAAGUAUGCGGAUCAAAUGGAAGCAUUCCGCGCAUUUGUAAAACAAAUCCAGCAGUCAAAGAAGUAAAUGCAUACAGAAUUUGGGAAAGUACAGUUUUGUAGUAAAAUGUUCUAAAAUGUUAAUUUUCUAGCUCAAUAAAACUUUUUCUGUGACUUA